CCCCGAAUUGAUGCGCAUAAACCAUCCAUAAGUGGCUGCGCGUUCCUCUUCCACUUGCUUCUCUUCUGCCUCACAUCACUCUUCUCUUCUUCACUUUCCUUUUUCCGAUUCAUUGCAGAAACCACAUCUUCCAACACUCUCCAAUGGCUCUCAGACUCAAUCCUCUCCCUCCCCAAACCUUCUCCCUCCCCCAGAUGGCCAGCCUUAGAUCUCCCAGGUUCCGUAUGGCCUCCACCCUCCGCUCCGGUUCCAAAGAGGUUGAAAAUAUUAAGAAGCCUUUCACGCCUCCCAGAGAAGUGCAUGUUCAAGUAACACACUCUAUGCCACCCCAGAAGAUUGAGAUUUUCAAGUCUUUGGAGGAUUGGGCUGAGCAGAACAUCUUGACUCAUCUUAAACCAGUAGAAAAAUGUUGGCAACCACAGGAUUUUUUGCCAGAUCCUUCCGAAGAUGGAUUUGAAGAGCAAGUGAAGGAACUGAGAGAGAGAGCAAAGGAGAUUCCUGAUGAUUACUUUGUUGUUCUUGUCGGAGACAUGAUCACAGAGGAAGCCCUUCCUACUUACCAAACAAUGCUUAAUACUUUGGAUGGAGUUCGUGAUGAGACAGGUGCCAGCCUUACUUCCUGGGCAGUUUGGACAAGGGCAUGGACUGCUGAAGAAAACAGACAUGGUGAUCUUCUUAACAAGUAUCUCUACUUGAGUGGACGGGUUGACAUGAGACAAAUUGAGAAAACAAUUCAGUAUCUGAUUGGGUCUGGAAUGGAUCCUCGGACUGAGAACAGCCCCUACCUGGGUUUCAUAUACACUUCAUUUCAAGAGAGGGCAACCUUCAUAUCCCAUGGAAACACAGCCAGGCUUGCCAAGGAGCAUGGAGACAUAAAGCUGGCUCAGAUAUGCGGAAUGAUUGCCUCGGAUGAGAAACGCCAUGAGACUGCAUACACCAAGAUUGUGGAAAAGCUGUUUGAGGUUGAUCCUGAUGGAACAGUGACGGCUUUUGCCGACAUGAUGAGGAAGAAAAUUGCCAUGCCAGCACACCUGAUGUACGAUGGCCGGGAUGACAACCUGUUUGAUAACUACUCUGCCGUUGCCCAGCGCAUCGGGGUCUACACUGCCAAGGACUAUGCUGAUAUCCUUGAAUUUCUGGUGGGGAGGUGGAAGGUGGACAAUCUAACAGGACUUUCUGGUGAGGGAAGAAAGGCUCAGGAAUACGUCUGUGGUCUGCCACCAAGAAUUAGAAGAUUGGAGGAGAGGGCUCAAGCAAGAGUGAAGGAGUCAUCAAAAAUUCAGUUCAGUUGGAUUCAUGACAGGGAAGUACUACUCUGAACGCACCAAGGAGCAUCGUGAAUCUUGCAGCAACACCAUUCUGAGAAAUGUUGACUAGUUGAAAAUUCACUUGUCUUUUUCUCUUAUCCUUUUUUUUUUUUUGGUCCUAUGUUAUAUGUCACUGUAAGGUGAAACAGUUGUUCUUGCAUGGUUCGCUAGUUACGCUUUAAGCAGUUAGGGGCAGCUGUAGUAUUAGAAAUGCUAUUUUUUGUUUUCCUUUUCUUUGUGGUAGUGAUGUCUGUCGAAGUAUGAGCAAACUUUUUUUUUUUUUUUUUCUGGCAAUUUUGAUGAUAAAGAUAAAUUUAGUUUUCA
Cajanus cajan (pigeon pea) is the source of this 1631-nucleotide messenger RNA. Its product is annotated as stearoyl-[acyl-carrier-protein] 9-desaturase, chloroplastic. NCBI's taxonomy places the organism in Eukaryota, Viridiplantae, Streptophyta, Magnoliopsida, Fabales, Fabaceae. Gene Ontology annotation, molecular function: stearoyl-[ACP] desaturase activity; stearoyl-CoA 9-desaturase activity. Gene Ontology annotation, cellular component: chloroplast stroma. The record is from RefSeq and is a predicted model, not a curated record. Gene Ontology annotation, biological process: defense response; fatty acid biosynthetic process.